This is a messenger RNA of Linum trigynum, 3830 nucleotides long. The record is from the annotation of a GenBank genome assembly. Lineage: Eukaryota; Viridiplantae; Streptophyta; Magnoliopsida; Malpighiales; Linaceae.
UUUAUAAACACAAUAUGAAUAUUAAUGAAAUUUGGUUUUGCUAAAAACCAGCCGAUGAAAUGUCUCGCCAUCGAAGGACGCUGAUGUUGCUGGACGGGAACGGAACCUCUGGAUUUUCAUUUUUCACUUUAUGGACGAACGGAAAACGGACACCGAGUAACGGUGAAAAUAACAGAAACCCAAAGAGAGGGGGAAAAAAGAAAAAUGAUAAAAAGUUAAAAGAAAGAAAGAAAGAAAGAAAGAGAAAGACUGAAAGAGAGAGAAGAAGAAAGCAAAAGAAAGCAACAAAGCCAAACGCCCUCUCUCUCUCUCAUAACUUUCAACGCAACCAACAAUGUUGGGUGGUCUCCAGAGUCAUGAACUCCUCCCCUUCUUCUCAUUCUCUUCUUCUCCUCCGUCUCCGUCCAGAAUUCCCGCCUCUCCACCUCCCUCUUCCCUCUAGCUCCUCCACCCGCCGCCUCCUCCUCCACCCUCACUCCCCCAGGUACUAUUCUUCUUCUUCUUCUUCUUCUGGUUCUGAUUCUGAAUGCGACUUUCUGGAACUCUCCGAUUUGGUUUGCCUUUUUUGCUUUCCGAGUACUUGGAUUCCUGUUCGCUGCCCUCACUUCUUUCUUUGUUCAUUUCCACUUCGUGAUUGCUUCCCCCGUUUAGUCUGUGGUUCUGAGCUGCGUCUGUUGGCCGGGAAAGUGGCCUGGAGCUCGUCUCCUCUGAAACUUUUUGAGUUGCCGGAUUUGGAUUCCGUGUUUAGGUUAAGCCGGGACAAAUGUGGAUGGAAGUGUGGUAAAUUACAGUGAUGAAAAGCUCUCUUUGGAACGCGCUUUCUUAUCAGAUGAGAAUUCUGGAUUUGAUCGCUUUUUCUCCCACCUUCUUUCCUUUUCACUCCCUAUUGUUUAUUGGAUUCUCUGGGAUUUCUUUGGCUUUGACUUUCUGUCUCAUCUUUUGAGGGGGAACAGCUGUUGCGGAUUUUCGAGAGCGAAGACGAGCUUGCUAUUUGUAGAUCAUUUAUUCCUUUUGCUUCGUUCAGUUUGCUUUUCCUAGUUAGUUAGGGGUGGAAGGCUGUCAGUGAUGAGCUUGCCUACAGUGAUAACUGAAAAAGAUCGAGAGAUUAGGAUCGAGUUCACACAGGUAUUCGGUGUCCUAGAUAUUCAAUCUGCUGAGUUUAGAACACAGCAUAAUUGAUUUUGACUUGUCACCAGAGAGAAUUGAUGUGGCAGUUCAGACAAAUGAGCUGUGUGCUUUUGGUGUAAUUAACUUGUCAAGCUGCCUGGUUUAGCAGUAAACUUGUGGUUUGAUUUUAUGACGUGAAUUUGUUAGGCAGGAUCAAAAUAAAAGUCCAGCCCAGGGACUUAUGCCUGAUGUUAACCCUAGGGAUUCAAUGGUGUGCGCCACUCGGGCACUUGUUAUCGUUGUGAAAUCUGACCAAGUACCUUAGAAGUUUUGUAUCGUGAAGGCAUGCACGAUUUCUCUCAUUCUAAUUAUCUGCCGCUUUAUCAAUGCAGGAUAUACUCUUAAGUUGUACUGUAAUUUCUUAUCCUGGAAAUGGGGACUUAAGAUGAAUAUAUGACCUUUCAGGAGUACAUGAAGUGAAUGCGAGAUUGAUUGGAUCACGUCACAUAUCAAAAUUUGCGUCUAGAAAAAUCUGUGGAGGUACUGGUAAUUAUACAUCGAGAUAUAUGGAGUCGGCAAGAUGUUGGUUCGGCAGAUUGAGGUCAAAAGACAAAGCAAGACCUUCGAAAAAGAAAGAAGCCUCAAGCAAUGGAAAAGAGGGGACUAGAGCACCAAGUAGUGAAGAAUUGCCGUCAAAUGUAACCAAACAAAGGGUAGCAGCUGCAAAGCAGUAUAUUGAAAAUCAUUAUAAGAAGCAGAUGAAAGACCUGCAAGAAAGAAGAGAGCGACGAGAUAUGCUUGAGAAGAAAUUGGCCGAUGCGGAGGUCACUGAGGAAGAGCAAAGCAACUUAAUAAAAUAUUUAGAGAAAAAGGAAACAGAGUUCAUGCGGAUUCUUAGACAUAAAAUGGGAGCUGAUGAUUUUGAGCCAUUGACAAUGAUAGGCAAGGGUGCAUUUGGGGAGGUUAGAAUCUGUAAAGAGAAGUCAACAGGACAUGUAUAUGCAAUGAAGAAGCUUAAGAAAUCAGAGAUGUUGCGUAGAGGCCAGGUUGAACAUGUAAAAGCAGAAAGGAAUUUGCUUGCAGAGGUGGAUAGCAAUUGCAUUGUCAAACUAUAUUGCUCAUUCCAAGAUGAAGAGUAUCUGUAUCUUAUAAUGGAAUAUUUACCUGGUGGGGAUAUGAUGACAUUGCUUAUGCGGAAGGACACCCUAACUGAAGAUGAGGCUAGGUUUUAUGUUGGUGAAACUGUCCUGGCUAUUGAAUCUAUCCAUAAGCAUAACUACGUCCAUAGAGAUAUCAAGCCUGACAAUUUGCUACUAGACAAGCAUGGUCACAUGAAGCUCUCUGAUUUUGGACUAUGUAAACCACUAGAUUGCACUAACCUCCAAGAAAAAGAUUUUACAGCAUCAAAUAAGCUUAGUGGGGUUCUUCAGAGUGAUGGACGACCUGCAGUACCAAGACGCACACAACAGGAGCAAUUGCAGCACUGGCAGAGGAACAGGAGGAUGCUUGCUUAUUCAACAGUUGGAACACCGGACUACAUUGCUCCUGAGGUUUUGCUGAAGAAAGGAUAUGGAAUGGAAUGUGACUGGUGGUCUCUCGGUGCUAUCAUGUAUGAGAUGCUUGUGGGAUACCCACCAUUCUAUUCCGAUGAGCCAAUGUCAACUUGUCGGAAGAUCGUUAAUUGGAAGACUCAUUUAAAAUUUCCGGAAGAAGCAAGGCUAUCUCCUGAGGCUAAGGAUCUGAUCUGUAGACUGUUAUGCAACGUGGAACUGAGGCUUGGUACUAAGGGUGCGCACGAAAUAAAGGCACACCCUUGGUUUGAAGGCGUUGAAUGGGAGAAAUUGUAUCAGAUUAAAGCUGCAUUUAUUCCUGAGGUCAACGAUGAGUUGGACACUCAAAAUUUUGAGAAGUUUGAUGAGGAUGACAGCCAAAUGCAUACCCCAAACAAAUCUGGACCGUGGAGAAAGAUGCUAUCAUCCAAGGAUAUAAAUUUCGUGGGUUACACAUACAAGAACUUCGAAAUCGUGAAUGACCAUCAAUUGCCUGGGAUAGCUGAACUGAAGAAAAAGAGCACAAAGUCGAAGAGACCCUCGAUCAAGUCCCUUUUCGAGGACGAGGCAGCAGAGGACGACGCCAUUCAAGAACAGCCAGUGCAUGGCGGCGGCAGCUUCCUAGGACUUCUGCCUCCUAAACAUGACCAUUAUGGACAACCGAGUAGAUCGAAAUGACUUCUUCCGACUCGUUUGGCAACAGAGGUGUAUUAAUUUCUGACUGGAUGUGUUGACGUGUGUUACACCACUUGAGCUGAAAGCACCAGGAAGAAGGAAGAUCAAAACCAGCUGAAAUAGUGAGAGAAUAGGUAGCUAGCUAGCUGCCUUUGGUUCGCCAUUUUGUGGAUUGGUUUUUCUACUGGAAACACCAAACCAGCGUGUUGGGGAGCACAGAAGUGACAGUUUUUGAAGUUCUCUUAUCUGAGAGCUUGUUGGGUGACGAGCUGGAUUGGUGGCGGCGGUGGAUUGCGUUAAUGUAAAAUGCUAAGAGUUUUGAGUAUAUAUUCUUUCAGACAUCGUUGUUGUAUUCAAUUGCCUCUCUGUCAAUCAAGCUGUGAUAUAAAUAUAAUAUAUAAAAUUAUAUAUAUCCAUAUCGUUUGACCACCUCUUUGUUUUAGGGUUAAUAUUUUCAUAUAGCCUGAACUUUGACCAAAAUAAACAUCCUGACCAAUC